Corticium candelabrum is the source of this 3922-nucleotide messenger RNA. RefSeq names its product WD repeat-containing protein 17-like. The transcript has 28 exons. NCBI's taxonomy places the organism in Eukaryota, Metazoa, Porifera, Homoscleromorpha, Homosclerophorida, Plakinidae. The record is from RefSeq and is a predicted model, not a curated record. Gene Ontology annotation, molecular function: protein binding. Bases 1 to 3747 code for a protein of 1248 amino acids.
AUGUUGCAAGUUGGUUUACUGUCCGCCGGUUGUCAGCCGUGGAACGUCGACGUCUGCGAUUGCGCCGGCAAGAGAUUUGCGUACUGCGCAUCACUUGCCGUCUACGUCUACGAGUUUACAGAGUCUCUCGGUACGUUCACUCCAAUUUGCAUUUUUUCCGAAUAUCGAAAUACGAUUACGUGCAUCUUCUGGUGUCCCACAAAUCACGACAUACUGGCGGUUGCCAGCAAAGACACGGAAUGUCAGCUGUGCAUCUGGGACGUCAGUAAAGAAGUGAAGGUCGCCGUCCUGAAGACAGACGACGUGCCCGUCUGUUUAUCCUGGAUAAAAUCCAAUCAAAACGUAUUGAGUUAUUCAUACCUGAAAGGACCUAUAAAAUUGUGGACGUACCAAAGUGGUGCAAACAGCGUUGUUAAGGACAGUGGAGGUUUGUCAUCGGGUGUUACACUGAUGAGGUGGCAUCAUCAGACAUCAGGGAGAGUCGUGGUUGGACAUAAAGAUGGGAGUCUAUCUCUGUUUCAAGGGGGGUUGAAAUCUAGGAAACAUUAUAUGAGGAUUGAAGGGGGGAGUAAGGAUGGGGCGGAUGAGGUUGUGGCGUUGGAGUGGGAUUGUUUGUCUGAGGAUUAUUUGUUGGUGGCGAAUGCGAGUUCUGGGGUCAGGAUGUUGGAUAUGACGACGAGUUGUGUUGUGAUGGUGUUUGUUUUGCCGAGGGUUGCUACUGCUGUGCGUUGUUUGUCGUGGCUGGAUGAUGCUCCGGGAAUGUUUGUGACGGGAGAUACGAAAACUGGAGAGCUACGUGUAUGGACUGUAUCCCAACCGUCUCCACUCGAAUCAAUUCACAUCAAAGACGGCGGUUUCAUCGCUCUAAGUGUUCUCCCCCAACUCAUAUUAUCAUCAACAUCAACAUCAUCAGACUACACGCCUGUCAAAGGCAUAGCCUGCACGUUACCCAAAAUGCACGUAACAUGUGCAUUUAUGGAUGGAGGAGUUGGCGUUUACGAUUUGAGCAAGAAGAAAUGGACUUUCUUGAGAGAACAGGGUCAUUCUGAGACGAUCUUUGAUUGCCAGUUCAAGCCGUCGUCGUGUGACGUCUUGGCGACCGCUUCGUUUGACGGUACAAUCAAAACGUGGGACGUCAACAGCAUGAAAAUGCUUGCCAGCUCUCCUGGCAAUGAAGGCAUCAUCUAUGCAUUAUCGUGGUCUCCAAAUGGUACCGACUCUGUAGCUGCUGCUACGGCAUCGAACGGUGUGAUUAUAUGGGACAGUGGGACAGGAGAGAUCACACACAGAUUUACUUCGCAUACUAGCAGGGUGUACAAGGUAUCUUGGAACAAGGGAGAUCGUGAGCUUAUUGCGUCGUGCAGCAGUGAUUUUACAUGCAUUGUGCACAACCUUUCCGGCCGCAUUGUAAAGAAAUUCAAGCAUCCAGAUGCUGUUUACGGCUGUGAUUGGAAUCCAUCAUACAAAGACUUGCUGGCCACAGCAUGUGAAGACGGCAUCGUCAGAGUCUUUAAUUGCGGAGCCAAUGCUGCAGCACCAUAUCGACAGUUUGAAGGUCACACGGAGAAGGCGUUUGAUGUGUGUUGGUCGCCGUUGAACUUGAGAGUUCUGUGCAGCAGCUCUAAUGAUGGAACUGUGAGAGUGUGGGAUUGUGACUCGACGUAUAAUACUGUAUUAUAUGGUCAUACUGGAUACGUCCGUGGGGUCGUCUGGAGUCCAGAAAUUCCUCACUUGCUACUGUCUGGCAGCUGGGAUGCUACAAUACGAGUGUGGGAUACGCGGACUGGAGCUUGCAUUGAUGUAGUUCGCGACCAUGGAGCAGAUGUAUACGGUCUCGCUAUUCAUCCUAGUCGACCGUUUGUGCUGGCGUCAACAUCGAGAGACUCAACCGUCCGACUUUGGUCUCUUCAGCCUCUAUUUUGCCAACUGCAAAUGAGCAGCAUGACUCGUCAACCAUGGAGUGAAAUCUUUGCAACUGUGGAGCAGUGUUUAGUUGUAGGGGGACCCGUAAGGAUGAGUGGUAAGAAGAGUCCAGCUAUGCUAAAGUCUGUCAUUGAAGCGUGUGGAGAGAAGUCUAGUUUGAUGAUGUGGAAACAUGUAACUGAAUUCUUUGGGUAUCCUGGCUCAUUGACGAAUCUUUGGGAGCUUGUUGGUCUCAUCACCGAUGAGAGUUGGAAACCAUCCAAGUGUUAUGAGUCGGGUGUCAUGCUUGCAAAACAUCUCGCACGGUACACGGAGGCAAAGGCAGAAGAGAUGGUGAGUGUGCAAAUGAGCAAAUUCCACGAGAUAGGAAGUAUGAAGAAAGAAGACAGACUAAGAAAGGCAGCUAACAUGAGACUGAAACUCGGUCACAUCAAGCAAUAUUGCGAACUGAUGAUACAAGUUGGCAACUGGGAGAACGCAUUAGUAGUGGCACCGGCUGUAUCACUUUCCUACUGGAAAUCAUUAGCUGAAAGAUGGUCGGAUCAGUUGAUAUUAACAAGUAGUGAUGCUGCAUUACCACUGAGUUUGGCAACUGGAAAUGUUGAGAAGGCGGCAAAAUUCCUUAACUCUCAACAGAGUUUCGAUGAUGCAUUGCUUAUUGCACAAGUGGCAUGUGAUGGUGGGUACUCGGGACUGUGUGUGGAUCUGGAGACAGAAACUGGAAAGGGAACGGAAAGACAAUCGGAUACAGAUGGUGCAGGAAAAAGACUCCACAACAUUGCCACAUCCCUAGCUGAUCAAUCGUCUUCUGCUGGGAAUCCCAUCCUUGCUGCUUGUCAUCAUUUGUCUGUAGAAGACAAGGAGGCUGCUGUUUGGAGUCUCUUUCGUGGUCAUCAGCUGGAGCUUGCGUUCUGUGUUGGGUCUGUUCUUGGUGUUGAUAGACCGACUCGUCUUGCUGCUAGACUGUUGGCACGACGGUGUGAGAGGCUGCAAAGAAGGGACAUAACCAUUCACUUCCUUCGCCAGCUUCCUGAUAGCGACCAUCAGCUACAUCUACUAUGUGCACGCAGUGAUGGAACACCACUGGAGCUUACGGAAUUAUACAAAACGGCUGGGCUUCCAAGCAUCGAUGAGUGUAUGUCUAUGGCAGAGGCUAGUAAGUCUUCAGAUCUGAAACAGUAUUGUCAUUGGGGCCUUCUCUCCAAACAUCCUCAUAAACCGUUUACAGCUGCACUUAAUCACAUCAAAGAUGUGGUGGACAGUCAGAAGUGGACGUUGAGUGAGAUAGAAAUUUGGAUUGAUUUUGUGGUGAACGUCAGACCGUCGUUUAUUCAGUAUCACUUGCCUGACAAGCAGAGAACCGAAUUGUAUGCUAUAGCUGCAUAUAUCGGUGGUUUACAAGCGAUGAAGAAAUGCUAUUUUUCUAUCGUUCCUGUACUCCUCACUCAUGCCUAUGAUCUACUGCCCAGUUUGGGCAAACGUGUUGUUGCCGAUGAAUUAUAUGCGUAUCGUGAGCAUCGACGCCACCAACUGGAUCCAUCGUAUGUCAUGUCCGAUAAAGUCAUACAGACCUGUCAAGAACUGGCAAAGAAGCUUGGACCCAUUGAUGAGUCGCCGAUGUGUGGCGAUGUUGUAGUUGCUCACUCUCGUCUGCCGACUCACUCAGAACUACAAACGUCUUUCUUCACACGACAACGAAUUCAUGGCCCUGUGUUUCUUCUCGAUGACGGCCACACUGCCAUUUCAAUGAGUGAAGCAUUGAUGUGGGCCGAAGUGAACCCGUUCAGUCCCCUGAAUUCUGGAGUUACCAUAAAUCCAUUCUGACGUACAGUACAAUUGAGUGACUGCAUGUUGGACUCUCUACAUGUAUACGCAAUGAGGACGAGUGACAAAUUGUAUGAGAAUGUGCUGAAUCACUUUGAAUCAAAUGACACUAAUAGUAAGCGAUUUAUUUUUAAUGAUUUAUAUUAGAUAAUAUUGGAGUUUAGAUAGAAAUGUG